This is a messenger RNA of Temnothorax curvispinosus, 1477 nucleotides long. Its product is annotated as germinal-center associated nuclear protein. NCBI's taxonomy places the organism in Eukaryota, Metazoa, Arthropoda, Insecta, Hymenoptera, Formicidae. The record is from RefSeq and is a predicted model, not a curated record. The coding region runs from base 292 to 1335 and encodes 347 amino acids. Gene Ontology annotation, cellular component: centrosome; spindle; nucleus. Gene Ontology annotation, biological process: centrosome duplication; spindle assembly. The transcript has 6 exons.
UAAAGUCUGUUGUUGUAUGUACAUACAUCAUGUAUAUGUUUAACCUCGCGGCCUCGAAACUUUCGAAUCUCGAAUGUCUCUUCUUUAAUUUAUAAUAAAUAAAAUACGGAGUUAAAGUGCAGCUUAAAGUGCACUUAGUGCAUAUAGUGCACCUGAGUUCGGCCGUGACUCCUGUCGACCGGUAAAUCGUUUGUUUGUUGUUUAUAACGCGGCCUGAUUCCCACGUGAAUAGUAUAAAUAAUAUGCCUCUUUAAAAUAAAACCUGUGGCGAUAAACGCGUAAGGAGGCGCAAUGACGACCGUCGAGGUAAUAGCGGGAAGAUGCCUUUCCAUGUGUCCGGAAAAAGAGCGACGGAUGAGAGAGAGGGAAGGCUUGUUGCACAAAUAUGAAAUUGACGAGGGUACGAAACACAUGAGAAGACCCAAAGCUGAUCCGGCAAGAACUGUAAAAUGCUUCAGUCGCUCUGCCGCUGGACAAGUCAUGACCGAUCCGAAUUCGUUGCGCCCGCCGCAUGUAUUAUUAUCCACUGUCCGAUACUUGUUCACCAAGAUAAUCACGCGAACGGAUUUAGAUUGGGCGUCGAUAUACGACUUUGUAUUCGACCGAUUGAGAUCAAUACGGCAGGAUGCUGUAAUACAAAGAGUCGAUAUCACCACGAGUAUUCUUCUUCUGGAACCAAUUGUUCGAUUUCACGUAUACGCCGCACAGAGGCUGUGUGAAAGAGACAUUUCGGAAUUCGACGCAAAGAUAAAUAGCAAACAUUUGUUAGAAUGCAUCAAGCAGCUGCUUGUAUUGUACGAUCAACGAAGUCGUGGAGAUGCAACAGAUAGUACAGAAGUAUACAAAGAUCUCGAAAAACUGACAUUAAACGAUAGCCGGUCAGAGAUGGAAGCUAUAUAUAUUCUUCUCCAUAUUGGAGAUCGCGAGGCUUUAGAAAGGGCUCUUACGCUUUCGUCAGAUUUGAAAAAAUCAUCAGCAAUUCGAUUAGCUACAAGGAUAUCGCUUGCUUGGUAUUUAAGAAACUACGUUUGUGUUCGUCGUCUGGUUAAGCAGUUACCUCCGAUACUAGCUUGCGCAUUUUUUUGUAAUUUGCAAAGCUUCAAAAGAAAUGUUCUGCAAAUUAUGAGUUGUGGCUAUAAUAGCAAAGUAUUGACGUUCCCGGGACUGAAAUUGCAAGAACUUUUAUUCUACAAAGAUAUAAGUAAAAUCCAGGCGGAUUGCAAGUUAUUUGGUUUGACGUUCACUAAUGAAAAUGUUUUAUUUCAAAAAUCACAGUUCAAUGAACAAGUCUUGCUGGUUAGUACAAAAAUUCAGAUGUCAAUUAUUCUAGACUAAAGUGCGAAUACUUUUAUUUUAUCGUUCGUUUUUAUUAUUUUAUUGUAGGCCAGUCCUGAGAUGUAUUACGCUUCUGCCACGUUACAUAAAUUUAUGCCAAAAAUUCUUUUGGAAUGUACCUCUUACGAUGAAUGUUGAAUUA